This is a messenger RNA of Anneissia japonica, 2404 nucleotides long. RefSeq names its product toll-like receptor 13. The transcript is spliced from 2 exons. The record is from RefSeq and is a predicted model, not a curated record. Gene Ontology annotation, molecular function: transmembrane signaling receptor activity; protein binding. Bases 1 to 2034 code for a protein of 677 amino acids. Gene Ontology annotation, biological process: toll-like receptor signaling pathway; immune response. NCBI's taxonomy places the organism in Eukaryota, Metazoa, Echinodermata, Crinoidea, Comatulida, Comatulidae. Gene Ontology annotation, cellular component: membrane.
AUGGAGCUAGUAAUAUUAAUCAUUGUUCUGUUGUUUAUGAAUAAAUAUGUACAUCCAUUCUGCAACCAGCAUAAUCCAUUUUUGGUAAACACAACAUUAUCGCCAGUGAUUCUUCGAUGCCCGCUGGAAUGUUCAUGCUCAUACUGCCUAGUAUCCUACAUCGGAACAGAUAUUAGAUACCGUCAUCAGGUGGACUGUUCACGACGCAACUUGACAGAGAUUCCAGAUUCUUAUCAGUUACCAACUGAUACUGAGGUUUAUUUUCUGCAGAGCAACAGUAUCAUUGAAUUACCUAGUAAUUCUUUUACAACAACACCAAAUCUGAAAAUUCUUGAUCUCUCAUACAAUCGUCUGAUAUCUGACAGUAUUGACAGAGAUGCUUUCAAAGGUUUAGAUAACCUUCAGCAAUUAAAAUUGGAUGGAAAUCAAUUUAAAACACUCAAAGGUAGAUGGUGCCAGUUCCUGCCAUCUGUAGAGUUUCUUAGUUUUCAGAAUUGUGAGAUAAGCAUUGUAAAUGGAGAUGAUUUGAAUGGCUGUGAAAAUUUACGGCAUAUUGAUUUUUUUGAUAAUAAUCUUGGCGCAGAACUCCAGACGCAUACUUCUUGGUAUAAAUUUCAUAAACUUAAAAUAAUCAAUUUAAAAAAAAAUGGAUUUGACAAUUUGUAUUUUGGCAAGCAAUUACCAACUACUAUUGAGAGCAUUGACGUAUCUAAAAAUUACUUAUCCAGUCUUUGGACAAUAUCUUUAAAACAUUUCUCACCAAAUUUAAAAUACCUGAAUUUAGCCGAUAACAAUUUUGAUAGUUUUUAUUUUAAAAACAGAAAUGAAUUUAAAGGUUUGAAAGCACUGGAAGUAUUACUCCUUAACAACAACCUACUUAGUGAGGUUAGAAAACUGUGGUUUACGAGCUUGGUAAAGCUGAAGUAUCUUUCACUUUCAAAUUCAUCCAUCAUCAUAAUCCAAGAACAGAGUUUUGUGAAAUGCGUAAGUCUCAGAUUCAUUGACUUAUCUGCCAAUAAGAUCACAUAUUUACCUUCAAAAUUGUUCCAUGGACUUGAAAACUUAUAUUCCCUCAAUCUACAAGGAAACCUAAUCACAAGACUUCCAGGAAAGGCUUUUCAUGGAUCUGGGUUAUUAGAAAACAUAAUCAUGGCUGACAACAUGUUGACUGCAAUUAAUGACAGUGUAGGCUUGCAGAAAUUGAAGAAUCUGAAGAAGCUAGACGUCCAAUCAAAUCCUUUUUUAUGUAAUUGUGAUUUGGUUUGGUUUCGACACUGGGUAAAUAAUACAAAUGUUACCAUACCGAAUUUGGAUGCACUAAAAUGCAGAGGAAACGCUAACAUCACCAUACAUCUUCUGGAGUUUGAUGCAGAUUCAUUACAUUGCUUGUCUACUAUUAUCACAGUUGUCAUUCCAUCCUGCAUAGUUCUCCUCUUCAUCAUAGUUGGUGCAAUUACUUGGUACAUUUUCCAUUGGGAUUUCAGGUAUCUUUAUCAGCGGUAUCUUCUUCGUAAACAAUACCAGAGGCUUGCGGAUGAGGGGUUAGCUCCCCUUGAUGGAGUCAACAUCCGCUUUGAUGUUUAUAUAUCGUACAGCCAUGAGGAUUUAGACUGGGUCUUACAUGUGCUGCAACCAACGCUAGAAGGAGCCCUUCAUAACUUCAAACUUUGUCUUGAUUAUAGAGACUUUAUUGCUGGUGAAACAAUUUUCAACAACAUCAUUGAUUCUGUCAAGAGCAGUCAUAAAACAGUGUUAAUUGUCACCAAGUCGUUCAUCGCCAAUGAAUGGUGUUUCUUCGAGGCGGAGAUGGCAAGAACUAAAAUGUUUGAUGCAAAUGAAGACAGUAUUCUGAUCAUUCUGCUGGAGGAUGUUGAUGUGGCCCACAUGCCCAAUUUUCUACGUAUGUUAAUGCAAACAAAAACGUAUCUCAAAUGGCCAGAGGAGGAAGAAGAAGACAGAGCUAAGUUUUGGACAACACUUGCAGAGGUCCUGAGAACACCAAAUGCGCAUAAAGAUUGGCUGAUAAAUAACUAAAUUUACGAAAAUAAAGAUACACUCUGUGCUGGUAACAUUGAAUUCAUCAAUUCAAAAUAUUUGAGUAAGUGAUUGGGAUCUAAAGCGUUAAAAUCUAACAUAUGUAUGUUGAGAUCUAAAUGAUACUGUAUCAAACUUCCAACUCUUUUCAAAAUUUGAAAUUAAAAUACACUUUUGGGUACAGUAAAUCAUUUUAUCUUCCUAGUUCCAAAAUUAUUCAAAACAAUAGGGGACACAAUUUUUUUUUUUCAGAUUUUGCGAUUGUCAUAUAUGCCCUUAAUAUUCACACGUGUUUCACAAUAGAGUCGUGAUAGAUCACUAGUAUCGCUUGGAGGCGGUAGUCAUUGUGUUUAAUAAGAUUAUACAUAAU